Lentinula edodes (shiitake mushroom) is the source of this 717-nucleotide messenger RNA. RefSeq lists its product as uncharacterized. Bases 83 to 583 code for a protein of 166 amino acids. The transcript is spliced from 9 exons. The record is from RefSeq and is a predicted model, not a curated record. NCBI's taxonomy places the organism in Eukaryota, Fungi, Basidiomycota, Agaricomycetes, Agaricales, Omphalotaceae.
ACAGCCUUCUGGUUGACAGUUCAUCUUUCGAAACCAAUGGUGAUGGGAAUGGUCAUCUUUCCCAGCUGCUGAUGUGUGAGUAAUGACAUGUAUUCAUCACAAUCUGUCACCGUCGCUUCACGCGGUGAUACAGGACUCUCCCACUGCCCAGUCCGAGAUAGCCGAUGGAGUUGAUGCGGGAAUGCAGUCAAAGAUAAAAGAAAUCAUCGAAAAGCAUGGAUUGCAUCCCUCCUUUUUAAUGUCUCCCACAUUCACUGAGACAUGGGGCUGCCAGAUGAUUGCUUAUAUGCUUAAUGCUGUAUUAUAUGGUGCAUCUUUGAUACUCACUCUCCACUACUUCCGUUCCUAUAGUCAAAUUGAUUCUGGAGGUGUGCAAACUAUGUUCAACCUCUUUGGAACAUUGCAAUUUAUCUUCCUUAGUCAUCAAGUGUACACCGACUAUGUUAUCAGGUUUUCUCAGAUAGCACAGUUGGAUGACAUUGUUGUCUCUGGAAUUGUAAGCUGCAUAUUUCUCAUGAAGAGACUGAGAUUAUCUGUUUGCUCAACCAAACAAACAAGCUACAACUACUUGCUACGUAUCUGACAGCAUUUACUGCUCAAAUGUGAAGGGUUUUAAACAAGUAUUUUGAACAUUCCUGAUGGAUGCAUACCUUAGAUUUUUUGUCACAAGAAUCUGGGCCUUGUCCCCACCUACAAUUACAAGAAAGCUGAUGUACA